Molecule: messenger RNA, 1293 nt
Organism: Haliotis rufescens (red abalone)
Lineage: Eukaryota; Metazoa; Mollusca; Gastropoda; Lepetellida; Haliotidae
Product: regucalcin-like
Exons: 6
Coding region: 190-1098 (302 amino acids)
Biological process (GO): L-ascorbic acid biosynthetic process
Molecular function (GO): enzyme regulator activity; calcium ion binding; gluconolactonase activity
Source: RefSeq, a predicted model, not a curated record
AGAGCCAUGAUCCAUUCGACAGUAACCGACGGUUAUAGCUUGUUACUGACACUCGUCAGAAAACCGUCACCUUCAUCAAAAGGAAUAGACACAUCUUUGUUGGACGUUUAACUAGACAGUUGUAUGUACACCAUAGGGACCUAUUGAAUAUAACGGACAACCAACCAUAGCGUAAAUAUUAGACCAGCGAUGUCGUACAGGGUGGAGACUGUGUUGAAGAAUGUGGCGACCAAGUGUGGGGAGGGGCCUCACUGGGAGGACUCGACACAAACGUUGUUGUUUGUCGAUCUCGACAACGGCAAAAUCUUCAGAUACAACCCCGUCACCGGCACCAACGACAUGAUCCAGCUCAAUGGGUGUGUAGGGUUCGUCGUGCCCCGCAGUAAAGGGGGUCUUAUGGUGGGACUGGAUCGCACCUUCUCAGCUCUAGACUGGAACACCAAGACCGUCACCAAGAUGGCGGAAGUGGACCCCGGAAAAAGCAACAACAGGAUGAAUGAUGGGAAAUGUGACGCUAAAGGACGUCUAUGGGCAGGUACAAUGAGCAAGUCGCUGGAGGACGACCAGGGCAACUUGUACUGUCUGGACACGGACGGUUCAGUGACCAAGAAGGUCGAGCGAACGUGCAUCUCGAACGGACUGGCGUGGUCGGUCGACAACACCACCAUGUACUUUGUCGACACGACGCCACGUAAAGUGUACGCUUACAACUACGACAUCAACACUGGAAAUAUAUCCAAUAAGAGAGUAGCUGUAGACUUUGACAAAGUCCCGGAAUUUAAAGGGCAUGUACCAAGCCCUGACGGAAUGACGGUGGACACGGAUGACAACAUAUGGGUAGCAUGCUUGGGUGGUGGCUGCAUGGUCAAGUUCGAUUCCAGAACAGGAGCAGCGCUUCAAAAGGUUUCCCUGCCUAACGCUACCCAGAUCACGUCAGCGGCGUGGGGAGGGAGGAACCUGGAUGAGUUGUACGUGACCAGUUUGAGGAAGGAGAUUCCAGACAGCGAGCUCCUGACCACCAACUCACUGGCAGGGUCGCUGUUCAGAGUUACCGGUCUUGGUGUUAAAGGCCUCCCAGCUUAUGUCUACCAAGGCUGAUGAAUUUCUGCCUCGUCGCUUGAUGGGUUUUAGUUGAUCAACACUGUUGAGUUAAAUCGGCCGAAACUACGUAAAUCAAAUACAUGGUUCAAGUUCCUAAUGGCUCGCAUAUUUCGACCCCUGUCCUAAAUUCUAUCAAUUAAAUCAUCUGAAUAGAAACUUUAAUGCAAAAUUAAAGGAGGGGGGGGGGGGGGG